AAACGAAUUGAACUCCAAAAAGCAAAAAAGAAAAAUUUCCUCCUAUAAAUACACACCUUCAUUGGUGCUUAUGUUUGCCAAACCAAAUACCCCAAAGCCCGGUAUUAGAAAAAAAAAACAGAAAAAACUCUGGUUUUUUUCUCCACUCUCUGACAACAAACAAUGGCGGCAGCUUCUACUCGCCGGUCUAGUGGACCGGUUAUUCGUUCACUUUCACCAGUCGGACGAUUCUACUCACCGAACCAGAGAACGACGGCUUCGGCCUCGGCCUCCGCUUCGGCUUUUGCUUCGUCAACUUCAGGUUUUUCUACAAGCUCACACACAAUUCUCCAUAGAUCAACAUCUCCAAAUCGCGUGAAUUUGUUUAAUAACUCAAGUUCAGGUGCUUCAUCUAUAAGGUUUUCACUUGACCGGUCGACGUCACCGAACCGGUCUAUCAACCACGUAGUAGUGCAGCAGCAGAACCAUAGGAUUCAUCGUCAUCAAAAUCAUCAUCAUCAGAAUCAGAAGAAGUCGUGUUUGUGUUCUCCGACUACUCAUCCAGGUUCGUUCCGAUGUAGUCUACAUAAGAAUAACACGAGUGCCUCUAGUCGUGCAACGUCCUCGUCUUCUUCCUCUUACGGUUCCUCCAAUCAAUUGAAUAUGAGGCGAUCUGCUAUGACGAACUCUCUAGUCAGAAUCGGAACUGUCGAAGGUGAUUUGGUUAAGAGGGCUCUAGCGGCUUUGAUUCGUCCUUCUUCUCAUCAACAAAGACGCCGUGCUGAUUUUCAACGGAGACCUAGCCGGCUUUCCGUUAUGUCAAAAGCCGAUGGUGGCUCGUAACGGAACGGUUGAUUUUUCGUGUAUUGUGUAUAUAGGGUUAAAAAUAGUUAAAUAUUUUUAAUUGUUUUAAUAUAAACAUAAACUAAAUGAUAAGUACUACAAAUUUUGGUA
Capsicum annuum is the source of this 933-nucleotide messenger RNA. Its product is annotated as paxillin-B. Bases 163 to 822 code for a protein of 219 amino acids. The record is from RefSeq and is a predicted model, not a curated record. NCBI's taxonomy places the organism in Eukaryota, Viridiplantae, Streptophyta, Magnoliopsida, Solanales, Solanaceae. The transcript has a single exon.